This is a messenger RNA of Metarhizium acridum CQMa 102, 960 nucleotides long. RefSeq lists its product as uncharacterized. Lineage: Eukaryota; Fungi; Ascomycota; Sordariomycetes; Hypocreales; Clavicipitaceae. The record is from RefSeq and is a predicted model, not a curated record.
AUGGAGAAACGCACUCCUCCAGCCGACGUUGGAUCACCUGAUGCGGCAAACGAUGAGGCCCCUUCUCAGACACUAACGCCGCCGAUUCCGACGGAGCCUUUGAAAGGUAUACCUCGAUACCCAGGCCUGCCUAAACUGGACUAUAAGCUUUAUUCGCCUCCCUUAUUUAAGCUUUCAAGUGACUCGAUCACCUUGUCCUCAAAGGCGGAAUAUUUGUCUUCAAACGCUGCGGCACUUGUGUCAUUGAUUCGUGCACAAUCAACGGUACCCCCCAAGCCUCAGAUUCAUGUUCGGGGCAGUCGUGGUCGCCGGAUUGAUUUUGACAUUAAGCUCAACCUCAUGACCCUGUUAGUACCUGAUGACGAGAGGCUGCGCAUGGACUAUAUUCGCUGCGUUGGGCAAGGCGAAUUGGCACAUCGUGGAGGAGUUCGACCGGAUGUGCUUCCAGAAGUUGGUGAAGGUGAGCUGGAAGAAUGGUGUCGACGAUUUGUCCAGGACACAGCUACAGUGAAAACAUUUUCUCUGGAUCGUGUUAUUGCAAAUCUUGAUGUGGGCUGGAUAGAAGGUCAGCUACGGAGUCUCAUUGCAACUCUCAAAUAUCGAGGUGCCGUUGACGUGACUUUCCUCGUCACUCACAGCCGCGUGUUGGUACAAAAUCCCGACAGGGUGAACCAGUUCUUCACCAACGUCACAAGUCUGUUUUCAGGUAAGAAUAAAUAUGAGGUGAUCAAGUCAGUGUGGCCAUUUGCGACGACGAAGAAUGGUGAACCUGGGCGAAGGUGCAUCGUUCAGAGCGAGGAAGUGUGGUGGAAAGAAUGGAAAGACCCUAUUCGAUAUGCCAUCUCACAAAAGCGGCAGGGCUGGGUCACGGUUGAAGACAAGCUAGAAGCAGUCAUGGAAGGCAAAGGCAACCAGACCGAGUCUGUUGAUUGGGGUCCUGAUCAGUACGGGACAUCUUGA